UAUCUAAUUUUCAAACCAAGUCUAAAUUUGUGAAAGAUAAAAUGGUCUAGCAUUAUAAGGGAAAGGUUUGAUGAUAUUUAAUUUUAAUUGAUAAAAAACACAAACAGUGACCUAGGUAUAUCAACAUUUGGCUUUUUAAUUCAUUGGCUACUUUUAAGAAGAAAUCCGUCGAGUGAUUAAACAGGUCCAUUUGCGGUUUCGUUGCAUCGAGGCUAAACCAAAACCAAAAAUCAUCAACAGUAUUCAAUACCUAUAUCGUUUAAAAUUUCAAAAAUAGCCGUCGUUGUUUCCGUCGAUAUAGCUGCUUUGCCUUGCAUAUCGUCACCCUUAACUCCGUUCCACGCAGUUAUUCUGUCUUUGCUCACCAUCAACACGUUAUCGGUGUUGAGUAUUUCGUAAACUAUUUUCGUUUUUCCUUCAAUGAUCGCAUCGCCCAAAUUUAGUCCUGUGUAAGGCAGAGGACAGUUAUUAUAAUUAUUAUUAAUCACGUGGAAAACAAACAGUUAUAAAAUCUGUUUCGAGUAACGUUAAUUUAAAUUACCGUAUGACUGAGCCAUUAUAGUGUGUGUUUUCCUUUUGUUUUUGAAAUAAAUUUUAUUUAAAACUUGUUGAAGAAAUAUUAUAUCAACUGAAUUGUAGUUUUAUAUGAACAACAACGUGACAAAUAUCACAAAUGAUCAGACUUUCAAAAAUAUUUACGCUGUGAACACACUGUUGGGCAUUCAAUGUAGAACCAAACUGCUGUAAUAUAUUAGCUAACUCAAAAGUUGAACACCGGCACAAUAUCGAAUGGCACCGCUAAAUUUUCUCCCGCCAAUUAUUCGCGUUAAAGAUAAAUCUAAGAUAAAGAAUUAACCUCAAAUCGUUUCAUUGCAAUCGAAAUCAAUUAUGGAACAGAUAAUAUUUGGCAAUUGCCGGCAAUUUACUGAAAGAGACAAAAAAAAAAACGUGCUCACUGUUCAGCAUUUCAGUCUGCAGAAAAUAUUUAUCAGACUUUUUUGGACUUUAGUACCUACCUAACUUCUUCUGUCUAGUAUGUCUGUUGAAGAAUACGACAGGCAGUUACGGCAUGAGUGCGGAGUAUUCGGAUGUGUGGCUUCUGGGCCGUGGCCAACCAACACAGAUGUCUCUCAGGUUAUUUGUCUCGGACUACUAGCAUUACAACAUCGGGGACAAGAAAGUGCUGGUAUUGCUAUGAGUGAAGGAGACAACCAUACUCAGUUUAAAGUGAAAAAAGGCAUGGGCUUGGUUACCAAUCUUUUUUCUGAUGACGCUGUUAAAAAUUUAAAAGGUAACCUCGGUAUUGGACAUACCCGAUAUUCUACAAGCGCUGGUUCCGAAGAAGUAAAUUGUCAGCCAUUUGUUGUGCAUUCUGCUCAUGGUGCCUUAGCCGUGGCUCACAAUGGGGAACUAUUUAACGCUGGGAGGUUGAGACGUAUGGUGUUGGCCAGAGGUGUGGGUUUAUCCACUCAUUCUGACAGUGAAUUGAUUACACAAGCGCUUUGUUUGAAUCCACCCGACAUAGAAAUCGAUGGGCCAGACUGGCCGGCUCGUAUCAGACAUUUUAUGGAACUUACCAAAUUGUCGUAUUCCCUCGUCAUAAUGGAGAAAGAUAGAAUUUUCGGUGUAAGAGACCCGUACGGCAAUAGGCCGCUUUGUAUUGGUAGAAUGAUGUCAUUGACUGACACCGAUAAAGAGGAAGGCUGGGUCGUGUCGUCGGAGUCUUGUGGCUUUUUAUCAAUCGGUGCUCGGUACAUAAGAGACGUGUAUCCUGGAGAAAUUGUCGAACUAACUAGGGACGGAUUUCAAACGAUAUCCAUAAUGGGCAGACCUCACAACAGACCUCAAGCGUUUUGUAUUUUCGAGUACGUGUAUUUUGCAAGACCCGACAGUAUAUAUGAAGGACAAAUGGUUUAUUCCGUACGUUUACGAUGCGGAAUAAUGUUAGCUAGAGAGAGUUUAGUCGAAGCCGAUAUUGUGAGCUCCGUCCCAGAAUCUGGAACUGCUGCUGCUCACGGUUUUUCAACUGAAACUAAUAUUCCGUUUGUGGAAGUAUUAUACAAAAAUCGAUACAUAGGACGAACGUUCAUACAACCGAGUGCUCGUCUAAGGAAGUUGGGAGUCGCGAAAAAAUUUGGGGCUAUUGCUGAAAAUGUGGCUGGCAAAAGAAUGAUUCUUAUCGACGAUUCUAUCGUCAGGGGAAAUACUAUGGGGCCAAUCAUAAAACUGUUAAGAGAUGCCGGAGCCACAGAAGUACAUAUCCGCGUUGCAUCACCUCCAUUAAAAUUUACCUGCAACAUGGGCAUUAAUAUACCGACCAGAGAUGAACUAAUCGCAAAUCGAAUGACCAAUGAUCAGUUGGCAAAACAUAUAGGUGCUGAUAGUCUGGCGUAUUUAUCGGUUGAAGGUCUUAGGGCGGCGGUAAUAGAUAAGAUGCCGAAUAAAAAUUCAAAAGAAAUCGGCCAUUGCACGGCUUGUCUCACUGGAGAAUAUCCAGAGGAGCUCUCGUUUUAAACAAAAAACAUCUGUAUUUGUAAGCUCAAAAGUAUUAUUUUGAAUCUCUGAUUUCCACAUUCAAUUUGUACUUGUUCAGUUUUAUUUUACUGCUUACGCUAUUGUUGACAAAAUUAGGAUUAAGUUUGUUAAGGAUUGAUUAAGUUCAAGCGUUGAAAAAAAAUUGAUGUGGUUUCCAAUAUUCAUUGUUUGCCAAAAUAUGAUAUAACUUAUUAAUUUUUUAUUUUAUAUAGCUUUAUAAUGUUAUAUUGUCUUUACAUAGAAGAUGUUAAAUUGUUGAGAUCUAUUAUAAUAAUUAUAAUAAUAAAUUAGUAAUAUAUAUUAUACAAUUUUUGUAAAUGAACAAAAUU
Molecule: messenger RNA, 2864 nt
Organism: Adelges cooleyi (spruce gall adelgid)
Lineage: Eukaryota; Metazoa; Arthropoda; Insecta; Hemiptera; Adelgidae
Product: amidophosphoribosyltransferase-like
Exons: 9
Coding region: 1036-2514 (492 amino acids)
Biological process (GO): purine nucleotide biosynthetic process; purine nucleobase biosynthetic process
Molecular function (GO): amidophosphoribosyltransferase activity
Source: RefSeq, a predicted model, not a curated record